Penaeus monodon (black tiger shrimp) is the source of this 459-nucleotide messenger RNA. RefSeq lists its product as uncharacterized. Bases 1 to 459 code for a protein of 152 amino acids. Gene Ontology annotation, cellular component: nucleus. The transcript has a single exon. Gene Ontology annotation, biological process: chromatin remodeling. The record is from RefSeq and is a predicted model, not a curated record. Lineage: Eukaryota; Metazoa; Arthropoda; Malacostraca; Decapoda; Penaeidae.
AUGUGGGAAAAGGAAGACUUCUGGAGAACAGUGAGCGAGGUCAUGGUAAAGAAACCAAGAACAGAGAGAGUCUGGAUUUGGGGCACAUCUGAAAGGACAUGUGGGUGGUGGAGCGCAACGAUAAGGAGACAACAAACGGUAAAAAUUUGGGUUGGAACGAGGAACGAAGAAGGGCAGACCAUCCUAGACUUUGUGGCGGCAAACAACCUGGCGGUCACAAACACCUAUUUCAAGAAGAAGGACUCGAGGAAGAUCACCUACACAAGUGGUGGUGUGAACUCCCAGGUGGACUAUGUCAUAUGCAGGAGAAGUGAGCUGAAAAGAGUACAGGACUGCAAGGUGCUGCCAGGUGAAGCGGUUGCGAAGCAACACAAAGUGGUCAUCUGUACAGCGACCAUGAAGACAGAGACAAGGAAGAAAACCGGACAGAACCAGAAGCAAGAUGUGGAAACUGAAUGA